AUGAACCGGGGAAUCUCUUUUAGGCACCUGCUCCUGGUGCUGCAGCUGGCGCUGCUCCCGGCAGUCACUCAGGGAAAGGAAGUGGUGCUGGGCAGAAAAGGGGAUACCGUGGAGCUGCCCUGUAAAGCUUCGCAGAAGAAGUCCAUGCCCUUCGCCUGGAAGCACUCGAACCAGACCAGGAUUCUGGGAAAACAGGGCUCCAGCUACUUCGAGACUACAGGUCCCUCCAUGAUGAAAAAUCGCGUGGAAUCAAAAAAAAACCUGUGGGACCAAGGAUCCUUUCCCCUGAUCAUCAAGAAUCUCGAGAUGCAAGACUCAGGGACUUACAUCUGUGAAGUGGAGGACAAGAAGGAGGUGGAACUGCUGGUGUUCGGACUGACUGCCAACUCGGGCACCCGCGUGCUGCAUGGGCAGAGCCUGACCCUGACCUUGGAGAGCCCCCGUGGUAGUAGCCCCUCAGUGCAAUGUAAAAGUCCAAGGAAUAAAAACAUAAACGGGGUCAGUGUCCUCUCAGUGUCCCAGCUGGGACUCCAGGACAGCGGCACCUGGACAUGCACCGUCUCCCAGGACCGGCACACACUGGCAUUCAAAAUACACAUCUCAGUGCUGGCGUUCCAGAAGGCCCCGAGCACCAUCUACAAGAAAGAGGGGGAGCAGGCGGAGUUCUCCUUCCCACUCACCUUCGAAGAGGAAAACCUGGAUGGCGAGCUGAGGUGGCAGGCGGAGGGGGCUUCCUCCCCCAAGUCCUGGAUCACCUUCUCCUUGAAGAACAAGAAGGUGACUUUGCAAGGGGUGACCCAGGACCCCAAGCUCCAGAUGGGUGAGACGUUCCCGCUCCGGAUCACCCUGCCCCAGGCCCUGCCCUGGUAUGCUGGUUCUGGAAACCUGACCCUGGUUCUUGCCGAGGGACAGCUGCACCAGGAAGUGAAGCUGGUGGUGAUGAGAGUGACUCAGCUCCAGAACAAUUUGACCUGUGAGGUGCUGGGACCAACCUCCCCUAAGCUGGUUCUGAGCUUGAAGCAGCAGAACAAGGAGGCAAAGGUCUCAAAGCAGGAGAAGGCCGUGUGGGUGCUGGACCCUGAGGAAGGGAUGUGGCAGUGUCUACUGAGUGACGCGGACCAGGUCCUGUUGGAAUCCAAGCAGGAGGUUUUGCCCACACGGUUCCCCCAGGUGCAGCCAGUGCUCCCGAUUGUGCUGGGCGGCUCCGCAGGCCUGCUUUCCAUCGGGCUCGGCAUCUUCUACUGUGUCAGGCACCGAAGGCGCCGGGCACAGCGGAAGUCUCAGAUCAGGAGACUCCUCAGUGAGAAGAAGACCUGCCAGUGUCCCCACCGGUUCCAGAAGACACAUAACCUCAUUUGA
This is a messenger RNA of Propithecus coquereli (Coquerel's sifaka), 1359 nucleotides long. RefSeq names its product CD4 molecule (gene CD4). Gene Ontology annotation, biological process: T cell activation; positive regulation of ERK1 and ERK2 cascade; immune response. Bases 1 to 1359 code for a protein of 452 amino acids. The transcript has 9 exons. Gene Ontology annotation, cellular component: external side of plasma membrane; membrane raft. The record is from RefSeq and is a predicted model, not a curated record. NCBI's taxonomy places the organism in Eukaryota, Metazoa, Chordata, Mammalia, Primates, Indriidae. Gene Ontology annotation, molecular function: coreceptor activity; protein tyrosine kinase binding; MHC class II protein binding.